AUGCCUGCCAAUCUGUCGCUUUAUCCUGACGCCGAAUUGAUCAGAGGCAAUGUCACUGUCCCUUUUCAUCCCCGCGAUCGCCUUUUCAGCCCUCCACUCAGCACUCGAGGCCGCGAUAUCGUCGACAGAGACGGCAAGCGAAUCAAGCUCGUCUCAGUGAACUGGUACGGAGCCAGUGACAUAUACAUGGUGCCCGGUGGCUUGGACAUACAGAACCGAACCAAGAUUUCUCGUACCAUUCGGGAGUUGGGAUUCAACAGCGUCCGGCUGCCGUAUGCCGACGAGAUCGUGCGCAAGAAUCCCGUUGUUGAAGCUGAACUUUUGACAGCCAACCAAGACCUUGUUGGGUUGCGCGCUCUGGAUGUCUAUGCUGCUGUUGUCCGCACCCUGACCGAGACAGGUCUGGCUGUAAUCAUCAACAACCAUAUCACGCAGGCAAGAUGGUGCUGUGAUGGGUAUCCGUGUGACAUGGGAUGGUCGAACAGUGACCUUGGACCUUUAUGUCCUAUCCGGCAGACCGAGGAAGACUGGAUUCAAGAUCUCAUAACCGUGAUGGAACCCCAUAUCGACAAUCCUCUGGUGGUUGGCGUGGACCUGCGUAAUGAGGUCCGUGGGUUUGCAGGCAGAUUCCUGUGGGACUCCUGGGCAUCCGCUGCCGAACACGCAGCAGAACGACUCCACCGACUUGAACCCAGAUGGUUGAUGAUAGUGGAGGGCGUGCAGUCCGCCAACGACAUCAGGGGUGCUCGAGAUCGGCCCAUUCGCCUGACGCAGCAGAACAGGUUGGUAUACUCAUCUCAUGUGUAUGGAUGGUCAGGUUGGGGAUCCUUGGUGCCUUACUGGUACCGCACGUACAAGUCCUUCGCCGAAGACAUGGACAAGAACUGGGAGUACCUCCGUGAGACAGAUACCGCUCCUGUCUGGGUGGGUGAGAUCGGGGCUCCCAAUUCCCCGUCAAGACGAGACUACCAUUACUGGAAGAAUCUCAUGAAGUAUUUGAGAAAGUGUGACGCCGAUUUCGCCUACUGGGCAAUCAAUCCGCGCAAGCCGAAGAGUGAUGCCACGGAGACGUAUGGACUUUUGCAGGAUGACUGGGAAACACCAGUCUACGACUACAGGCUGUUGGAUAUGGCUGCGCUGAGGCAGAAAUAG
Fonsecaea pedrosoi CBS 271.37 is the source of this 1152-nucleotide messenger RNA. RefSeq lists its product as uncharacterized. Bases 1 to 1152 code for a protein of 383 amino acids. The record is from RefSeq and is a predicted model, not a curated record. The transcript has a single exon. Gene Ontology annotation, molecular function: hydrolase activity, hydrolyzing O-glycosyl compounds. Lineage: Eukaryota; Fungi; Ascomycota; Eurotiomycetes; Chaetothyriales; Herpotrichiellaceae.